UCUACUUUAGAUUUCCAGCACCCUUUCUCCCCUCUCUCCUCCUCUCUUCUUCCCCGCCAGGAAAAGAAACGCCGCCGCCGCACCACCGUGAGAAUCUGGGACUAUUAUUGCCAAGACUCCGAAAGUAAAAAAAAAACCCUAAGAUGUCCUCCAUCAGAACCCCCAAAUCGAAACAACGCAUUUCUUCCUCAGACGACCUCACCGCACCUAACCCCACAAACCCCAGGCACCAAUCUCCGCCGCUCCCUCCGCCGAGCCGCCGCCACACCAAAACGCUAUCAUCCAUCCUCCAACCCGACCAAUUCCCCAGAUCCGGCCCUCACAAUAUUAAAAAAUUACGAAAAUGCCCCUCCGCACUCACCCACCACCAUCGCAAUCACCCCUAUAUCCCCACAACCCACCGAAUCAAGGAGGAAGAGGAAAUACCAAUCGAAAUCAGACGCGUCUGUUGAGCCAAAAAAGAGGGCAUUGAGGAGCACCAAAUGUAGAAAUCCCGACAACAAAGUUAAGAAAAGGGUGUACUACAAAAGGGUGAUGUACGAUGGAGUCGAGUUUUCGGCGGGGGACGAUGUUUAUGUGAAGAGGAGGGAGGACGCUAGCUCGGAUAACGACGAACCGGAGGAGGAAUGCAGAGUGUGCUUUAAGCCUGCUGGAAAUAAGAUUAUGAUUGAGUGCGACGAUUGUUUGAAUGGGUUUCACUUGAAGUGCUCCAAGCCGCCAUUGAAGGCGGUCCCCGAAGGAGAUUGGGUUUGUUAUUAUUGCACCGCCAAGAAAUCCGGAAAAAUAAUCGAAUUCCCCGAGCCACCGAAGGGGAAGAAGAGGGCUAGGACUGCUAGGGAGAAGUUGCUUUCGAGCGAUUUAUGGGCUGCUCGUAUAGAGAGUUUGUGGAAAGAAGUGGAUGGUACUUAUUGGUACCGAGCACGGUGGUAUAUUAUUCCGGAGGAGACUGCCCCCGGUAGACAAUCUCAUAAUUUGAGGAGGGAGCUAUAUAGGACUAAUGAUUUUGCCGAUACUGAGAUGGAGUCGAUUAUUAGGCACUGUAAUGUUAUGACCCCGAAAGAAUUCUCCAACGCUGGCAAUGAAGGGGAUGAUGUGUUUCUAUGUGAAUACGAGUACGACGUACAGUGGCAUAACUUCAAGCGCAUUGCGGAGAUUGACAGUAAUGAAAAUGAUGGUGAAGGAGCUAAGGAUGAUGAUGAGUGGAAUUCUCAGGAUGAGUCAGAUCUCGUCUCGGAAGAAGAAGUAGAAUUUGAUGACGAGAUCAAAAUCAGCUCACUGUCCAGACCAUCUCUAGCUCACCCCCUUGCUGCAAACUCGCGCAAGGGACGAAUAUACGGACUGCAAAAGAUUGGGGUUAAAAAAAUACCAGAACAUGUUCGAUGUCACAAGCAGACUGAUCUGGAAAAAGCAAAAGCGACACUCCUUCUUGCAACAUUGCCAAAGUCUCUACCCUGCAGGGAUAAGGAAAUGAACGAGAUAACUACAUUUAUCAAAGGUGCUAUAUGUGACGAGCAAUGCCUUGGAAGAUGCCUCUACAUUCAUGGUGUUCCUGGAACUGGCAAGACAAUGAGUGUACUUGCUGUGAUGAGGAGUUUGAAUGCUGAGGUGGAUGCAGGAACAAUACGGCCUUACUGCUUUGUGGAGAUUAAUGGUCUCAAAUUGGCUUCACCAGAAAGUAUAUAUAGCGUGAUCUAUGAGGGUAUAAGUGGACAUAGAGUUGGUUGGAAAAAGGCACUCCAUUUCUUGAACGAGCGAUUUUCGGAUGAAAAUAAACGUGGGAAAGAUACAAGGCCUUGUAUUCUUCUGAUAGAUGAACUUGAUCUCCUUGUUACAAGAAAUCAAUCAGUUUUAUACAACAUUCUUGAUUGGCCUACCAAGCCAAAUUCCAAACUUAUCGUACUAGGGAUAGCAAAUACUAUGGAUCUUCCAGAGAAGUUGCUGCCGCGCAUUUCUAGUCGCAUGGGUAUACAGAGGCUCUGCUUUGGUCCUUAUAACUAUAAGCAACUUCAAGAAAUAGUAUCUAGUCGCCUGAACGGAAUUAAUGCUUUCGAAAAACUUGCAAUUGAAUUUGCCUCUAGGAAGGUGGCAGCUGUAUCUGGAGAUGCUCGUCGUGCAUUGGAGAUCUGUAGGCGAGCUGCAGAACUUGCAGACUAUCGUGCUAAAGCACCUCCACUUUCUGCUAGCUCAGAUGCUGCAGGAAAACUUCUUGUAGGCAUGGCAGAUGUUGAAGCAGCAAUAAAGGAGAUGUUCCAGGCUCCUCAUAUCCAAAUGAUAAGAAGUUCUUCUAAGCUGAGUAAAAUCUUCUUGGCUGCUAUGGUACACGAACUUUAUAAAACAGGAAUGGGUGAGACGACAUUUGAAAAGUUGGCAAUGGCGGUCUCAUGUUUCUGUUCUAGCAAUGGAGAAAUAUUUCCUGGAUACGACACUCUCCUGAAAGUCGGAUGCAAGCUCGGGGAAUGCAGAAUAUUAUUGUGUGAGGCUGGUACACGGCACAAAUUGCAGAAACUGCAACUCAACUAUCCCAGCGAUGAUGUUACUUUUGCGCUGAAAGAAAGCAACGAUCUACCUUGGUUGGCCAAAUUUCUCUAAUUCGACAUUAUUCAGACGUCCGAAUUUGGAUGAUCCAUGAUGAGUUACAAUAUUUAUACUUUGUAUUUGGUUUCUUUAACUGUUAAAACUUUCUGGGAGGGAUUAA
Molecule: messenger RNA, 2695 nt
Organism: Erythranthe guttata (spotted monkey flower)
Lineage: Eukaryota; Viridiplantae; Streptophyta; Magnoliopsida; Lamiales; Phrymaceae
Product: origin of replication complex subunit 1B-like
Biological process (GO): DNA replication initiation; mitotic DNA replication checkpoint signaling
Cellular component (GO): nuclear origin of replication recognition complex
Molecular function (GO): ATP binding; DNA replication origin binding; ATP hydrolysis activity
Source: RefSeq, a predicted model, not a curated record